UCCGGAGCACAGGCACAGCCCACAGUUCUUGUGGGGAGGGCCCGAGAGAACGGGCCCAGGCUCCUCCCGGCGGUGGUAUGGCAGGAAGGCAGAUGAUAGCCCGAUGUUGGCACAGAAGAGACUGGGCACAAGAAAACCCCUGAGACCAGCCGGUUGUGCAGAGCUUGUCCUUGGGGCUCGGGACCCGACGGGACUCAUCCCUGGCCCCCAGGCCUGACUCUACCGCCAGCCGCGGCCAUGUCUUACAGGAACGGCUGAGGGAGCUGGGGUUCCUUGGUCUCACUGCUCUCUGCAACUGCCUGACAGGAGGUUUUGGGGGCCGGUCACUUCUGCCUUGCCUACUGUGAUAGCGGCAAUGGCCCUAAACUGAGACAGCAGACGUUCAGAUUAGACUUUAGAAAAAUAUUUUUCACAGUUAGGGUGGUCAAGGGUUGGAAGAGAUUUGCCAGGGAGGUGGUGGAGUCGCCAUGUGGUUUAGGGGUUACAGCGGCAGCGCGGGGUUGGUCUGAAGGGUAUCUUUAAGGUCUCUUCCAGUGUGUCUCUCCGGUUGCACGCAGGCGGCGCUGUGACGGGCGGGCGGCGGGUUCGCGCCUGCGCCGGCGGGUUCGGGCUGGCGGCCGCUUCCUGCGCGCCGGCAUGGCGGGAGCGUUCCUGAUGGAGAUCAGGCGGGGGACGCAGAGCGCGCUGCUGGUUAUCCGCGCGGCGGCGGAGCUCCCCAGCGCGCCGGUGGAGGUCUCGGUGUGCGCGGAUUCCCUGGAAGUGAGGAGCGGCGGGAGCUGCGAUGCGGCGGCGCUGCCGGCAGGGGUCAGGCUGGCGCCGUCCUCGUGCCGCGGGCUGCGGCGCCUGCGCGGGGACGGGCUGCACCUGCGCGUGCGCCUGCGCGGCGCGCCGCCCGCCGCCGGUGAGGGCGGGGCGGGGGAGGGCGACCUGGGACCUGGGAUCUGGGACCUGGGACCUGGGACCUGGGACCUGGGAUCGUGGGCGGUUUGUGUGGUGGGCGUGGCUGUCAAGUAUGUGGUUUUUACCUUGAGGGAAAGCCUGAAACCCAACAAGAAUUAUGUCUUUUACUGUCAGUCCUGUGGUGACAUCGCAGUGAAAGACCGGAAAUUUCUCAGAGUUCUUCCACUACCAAGUGAAAACUGGAGUGAUUUAGUUGAAGAGUGGUGUUGUCACCCUGACCCCUUUGCCAGAAGCACUUUGCACCCUCAGCAUGGUGACUGUUUUGUUGGAGACACUUUUUUCCUGUUGAAUUCAGGAAAUGAAUCACAUGUGCCUGAAUCUCCCAUGUGCUGCUCAGAAGCUGGACACCAUGUUUCACAGAGUGGCUCCAACUUGAAGUCAAAAGAAAAUACCAGAGUAAUUUGUAAGCGCUGCAAGGCAGUCCUGGGAGAAGCAGUUUCAUCAGAUACCAUUAAAUAUUAUGUCACUGAGGUGAUUAUUCAACCAACUGAGGGAAGUUUCAGUCCAACACCAAGGUCUCAGUUUGUACAGAGCAUAGUUGCUCAGUGUCUUUUGGAAUUAUCCUCUGCUAAAAGCACAUUUAGAUUCACCAUAAAAGGAGAUAAUGGAAAAACCUAUAUUCUGAUAUGGCUUUUAAAUUCUGACACAUUGCUGGUAGAGUCUUUAGGAAGUUCCUCCUCCCACAGUGAUUUUACACUGUUUGGAGAUAUCCUCACAUCUAGCUCUGGACCAGUGGGAACCUGGAAUGCUGUCAAAGUCCUUUACCAGCCAUGCAUUCAAUGCAGAAAUAAGGAGCUUGCUGAUGCAUGGGAAAAUGAUAUGGGAGUUCAUCCUUUAAAGUUUCCAUCAGAAACAUGUUUGGAAUUAUUGUUGAUACUGGGUUUGAGUACCACAUCUCUGCCACCUUCACUUCGAUGCAUGAACUCUUUUCAGGUUGCCUUUUUAAAGAUGUGAAGAACGAAGAUACCUGUGUUGAAAACGAUUGUUAGAUUCAUUUUCAGCAGAAAUGUGUGCAGACAACUUCCAAUUGUGGGACUUCUAGAAGAAAAUCCCCUGUCAAUACAAAAGAAAAUAGGAUGCGGUGGGUGGGUGUAUUCUUCACAUCUGAAUGUGUUUCAAAACCAGACAGAGUUGACUUUUGUAUCCAGUGCAUUCUUAGAUGUCAUUCUAAGAGUGACUUACCUGUCACUCCUAUGGUAUCCAGCUGGGAUGACUGUUACCGUGUCUUCACUGCCAAAAGGAAAUUCCCUAUGUGUCUUGUACUACCUUUACCAGUCUUUGAUAGCAAUCCUUAGGAAAGUUCACAACUGGUAGCAAAUAUUUAAAAUGUCAUGGAUACUAAUGUGAGUUCUUUACCUUCUUUGUUCUGGUGAAGUUAAAGGUCCAACUUUAAAACAUAAAAUAUGUUUUUUUGUAAAACUUACAUGUUUAUCAUGUAUGUUGUUUCAGAAUUAAGUUUACCUCUCUGCUUGAGAGUGAA
Ficedula albicollis (Collared flycatcher) is the source of this 2440-nucleotide messenger RNA. RefSeq names its product ubiquitin protein ligase E3D (gene UBE3D). Bases 637 to 1914 code for a protein of 425 amino acids. Gene Ontology annotation, molecular function: ubiquitin conjugating enzyme binding; ubiquitin protein ligase activity; cyclin binding. Gene Ontology annotation, cellular component: cytosol; ubiquitin ligase complex; nucleus. The transcript has 11 exons. Gene Ontology annotation, biological process: proteasome-mediated ubiquitin-dependent protein catabolic process; protein autoubiquitination; protein monoubiquitination. The record is from RefSeq and is a predicted model, not a curated record. Lineage: Eukaryota; Metazoa; Chordata; Aves; Passeriformes; Muscicapidae.